GAAAUGAUAUCGAUCAAUUAUUUACUGAUAUUCGUUUAAUGGCACUAAAAGGUAUAUGGAUGGAGAAAAAUGUAACAACAGAGCCACGUUGGACAUUUGGCCAAGCAUUCUUUUUUGUUGGAGCUUUAAUUAGUACAGUUGGUUAUGGACAUGUAUCACCACGUACACGUGAAGGUAAAUUUUUUACAAUAGUUUACUGUCUAAUUGGUAUACCGAUGACAUUAGCAUUAUUGUCAGCAUUGGUGGUAAGAUUAAAAGAGCCAAGUGCUUGGUUACGAUGUAAACUUAAUGCAAGGCUUGGCCAUCUCUUUCAUGACGCACAAAUUCAGAUAUUUCAUUUAUGUUUUGUAUGUACGCUAUUACUAAUAUUUGUCUUUAUCAUACCGUCGUAUAUUUUUACGAAAAUUGAAACUGAUUGGGAUUUUUUGGAUUCAUUUUUCUAUUGCUUUGUAUCAUUGACAACUAUCGGUUUGGGCGAAUAUGUGCCAGGUGAUCAUCCUGAUCAACAAUUCAGAACUUUUUAUAAAAUUAUUGUAACAGUUUAUCUGAUAUUUGGCCUAUCAUGUAUGAUGUUAUUCCUUGCAACACUUUUUGAUAUACAACAAUUAAAUUUGACCCGUUUCUUUUUAACAAAAGACAAUGAUUACAUCAAUCCAUCAUCUUACGACGAUCAACGUGAAACAUUUGCAGUAAACAAUGAGGUAUAA
Messenger RNA from Cercopithifilaria johnstoni, 707 nucleotides. Lineage: Eukaryota; Metazoa; Nematoda; Chromadorea; Rhabditida; Onchocercidae. The record is from the annotation of a GenBank genome assembly.